Coregonus clupeaformis (lake whitefish) is the source of this 1430-nucleotide messenger RNA. RefSeq names its product class E vacuolar protein-sorting machinery protein HSE1-like. The record is from RefSeq and is a predicted model, not a curated record. The transcript is spliced from 8 exons. Gene Ontology annotation, biological process: positive regulation of GTPase activity. Bases 459 to 956 code for a protein of 165 amino acids. NCBI's taxonomy places the organism in Eukaryota, Metazoa, Chordata, Actinopteri, Salmoniformes, Salmonidae. Gene Ontology annotation, molecular function: protein binding; GTPase activator activity.
GCAGUAGCUUUCGCUUCCCUACCCGCCAUUUUUAAAAAGACCCUGCGGAGCUCCAUUGCUUUCUUCAAUCUAGCAGAGACGGGCAGCAUGAAGGUCUCAUCAUGGACUGUUGGAAGGGGGAGAAAUUGUGCUUUACAAUGGUAUUCAUAUUACAGUUGACCUGGAAGUAUUACGUUUUUGGGGUCAAAUGUACGGAACAGCGCGAUGUACAAAAGUGCGUUAACUACCAUUAAUGUUCUGUAAUAACGUUAGUUACUUGGAAGUCUCAGAAAGGCGAGAUCAACCAGUCCCAGAGUAACCAGUUCAACAUGCACGUGGAGUACGAGUGGUGGCUGCAUCAGUAUGAUCUAUAAGAGAGUGACGACGACCUGGACAACAAGACGGGCCCAGUGAAGAAGGACCAAUCCUCUUGGCCCUUCAGUCUGUACCAGCUCCUCCCACCCUGGACCGAUGAGGAGAUGGACUCUUCAGUGUUGGUCGCAGGCUGGCCCUGGUCCGCGAUCACAAGCGGGAGAUUAUGGGGUACCAUCAAAUUCAAGAGUCUAUGGUGGUCCAGAGUCAUCUUUCAGAAGUGUGUCUCAGGGUCUCCAAAAUACUCUGUCACUGCCCUCAACUCCCUAUCUGAACUGCCAGAGAGAGGAUUCCGCGCAGAUGGAGCAAGCAACUCGUCCCACUUUGUCUAUCAGAUGCAUCAGCCCAGCAGCAGACACCCUCCCCUAAACUUCCCCACAUCUCCUCACACCUUCAUCCUGGAGUCCAAUAGGGCCUCUUCCCACUAUGGCAACCCCCCGCACCCUCUGCCCAGGAGAGCGCUGCCCAAGCCAAAAGUGAGGCGGGUCCAAGCCAUCUACGACUGUGUGGCUGACCACCAUGAUGAGCUCACCUUCAACGAGGGCGAGAUAAUGGUUGUGCUGGAGGAGGACGAUGCUGAUUGGUGGGAAGCAUGGAUACGUUGAGGGCCAGCCAAACAAGAAAGGCCUGUUCCCUUCAUCUUUCGUCCAUGUGUUGUCUUACUGACACAAGCCAAAAGAGGAGGGACAUGUUCUGUAAGGCAACCUGCUUAAUGUUUUGCAUUAAGAACAAUGUCUGUGGUUGUUGCACAUACUGUUGCCUGGAACAGCCUUUGUAACAAGUCAAGUUUUGCCCAAAGAUAUUGCAUCAAAUUACACUGCCAGUCAAAGGGGUCACUGUAUUUACGUACACAAGCAUUUCACAUGUUAUAAUAACUUAGGCCAGGAUUCAAUCCGUUUCAGAAUUAAAAAGGGAGGCGGUGUGGUGAUUGUUCAUUAUGCUUUUAUUUAUUAAUUUUUUAAAGACACCAAAGCUUGAUCAUAGUCAAUCACACACACGUACUCAUACAUUUUUAUUUUUUUAUUUUACCUUUAUUUAACUAGGCAAGUCAGUUAAGAACAAAUUCUUAUUUACAAUGA